AAAAGAAAGUGGAGCUAUUUAGGUACCAAAAUGUCAUGAUAUUCUUCACCAAAUUCCACUCGUCCAUUAAACUUGAACUGUAUCCCUGAAAAGAGAGAGAGAGAGAGAGAAAAGUAGAGAGAAAAGAGAGAGAGAGAAAAGUAGAGAGAAAAGUAAAGAGAAAACCCAUAAUUGCCUUGAACUCAUCGACUUAGGCUUGCAAAAGCGUGAGAAGAUGAAGACACCGAUCUUCAUUAUUUUACAAUUAUCAGCUGUGCUUCUGAGCAUCUGCCAAUUGCAUGUGGCAGCAGAUGGAAGACAAUCACAGCAGAAAAGGACUUACAUAAUCCACAUGGACAAGUCCAACAAGCCAGCAACCUUCGACAACCAUUUCAACUGGUACGACUCCUCUUUGAAAUCGGUCUCCGACUCGGCAGACAUGCUCUACACCUAUAACAACGUCAUCCACGGCUUCUCCACAAGCCUUACCGAGAAAGAAGCACAGUUUCUUAAACAGCAGCCAGGUGUUCUCUCUGUUUUACAAGAAAACAGGUACGAGCUUCAUACAACUCGGACGCCGGAGUUCCUCGGACUAGGAAGGAGCGACGCGCUCUUCCCCGCGUCCGAUAAACUGAGCGAGGUGAUCGUUGGAGUGUUGGACACUGGCGUCUGGCCCGAGAGCAAGAGCUACGACGAUGCAGGCCUCAGGCGGGUGCCGAGUAGCUGGAAAGGCGAGUGCGAGGUGGGCAAGAACUUCAACUCAUCGAGUUGCAACAUGAAACUGAUUGGCGCGAGGUAUUUCUCAGCAGGGUAUGAAGAAGCAUUUGGACCAAUUGACGAGAAAGUGGAAUCAAAAUCGCCGAGAGAUGACGACGGGCAUGGAACUCACACCUCAACCACCGCAGCUGGGUCUACGGUCGUGGAGGCUAGCCUCUUUGGCUUUGCUUCCGGGACGGCACGUGGGAUGGCUACGACAGCCAGAGUAGCCACAUACAAGGUGUGCUGGCUUGGUGGAUGUUUCGGCUCCGAUAUAUUAGCAGGGAUAGAUAAGGCUAUAGACGAUGGUGUUGAUGUUCUAUCCCUGUCCAUUGGGGGAGGUCUAAAUGAUUACUACAGAGACACCGUUGCCAUUGGAACCUUUGCAGCUGUGGCUCAUGGAAUUGUUGUAUCAGUCUCAGCAGGAAAUGGCGGACCAGGCUCUGGCAGCUUAUCAAAUGUUGCGCCUUGGUUGACCACUGUUGGUGCCGGAACAUUAGACCGUGAUUUCCCGGCUUAUGUUAGUCUUGGGAAUGGACAGAAAUACAAAGGCGUCUCGCUCUACAGUGGAAAGCCUUUAUCUGAGGAGCUAGUUCAAAUUGUUUAUGGUCGUACAGCAAAUAACUCGACAAAUGGGAAUCUAUGCCUGCCUGGCAGUUUGGAUUCUGCAAAGGUCACAGGGAAAUUAGUCGUAUGUGAUCGAGGGGGAAACCCGAGGGCCCAGAAGGGUCAAGUGGUAAAAGAUGCUGGUGGUGUUGGGAUGAUCUUGUCCAACACAGAAUCUUAUGGAGAAGAACUAGUGGCUGAUGCACAUCUCCUGCCCGCAGUAACUGUUGGGCAAAGGACUGGAAAUUUGAUAAAGACUUAUCUCCGUUCAGAUGCUAAUCCAACAGCCACAAUCACUCAAGGCAGCACACAGUUAGGAAUUCAACCCUCACCAGUGGUAGCUGCUUUUAGUUCUAGAGGGCCAAAUCCAAUUACUCCAGAGAUACUCAAGCCGGACCUGAUAGCGCCAGGGGUAAACAUACUAGCUGGGUGGACCGGUAGAGCAGGACCAACUGGUUUAGACACAGACAACCGGCGUGUGAGCUUCAACAUUGUCUCAGGUACAUCAAUGUCUUGCCCUCACGUGAGUGGACUGGCAGCCCUCCUCAAAGCUGCCCACCCGGAAUGGAGCCCUGCAGCUAUUAGGUCGGCGCUCAUGACUACUGCCUAUUCGACAUAUAAGGGCGGUAAAACCAUCUCAGAUAUUUCUACUGGAAGUUCUGCAACACCAUUUGACUAUGGAGCCGGACACGUGGAUCCAGUGGCGGCCCUUGAACCUGGCCUUGUCUACGAUGCUACUGUUCAAGACUACAUAAGCUUCUUCUGUGCCUUGAAUUAUAGUGCAUCUCAGAUAAAGACAGUAACCAAGGGAGAUUAUACGUGUGACCACACGAAAAAGUACAGCCUUGGAGAUUUUAACUACCCAUCUUUUGCUGUUCCUCUGGAAACAGCAUCAAGCAGUGAGGGUGGUGCGGAUGCAUCAAGCACCGUGAAGUACACAAGAACUUUGACAAAUGUUGGUGAACCGGCAACAUAUAAGGUCUCAAUAUCGUCAGAUCCCUCAGUUAAAAUUUCAGUCCAACCAGAAUCAUUGAGUUUCAGUGAGGCAUAUGAGAAGAAGACAUACACAGUGACAUUCACUGCUAAUUCUCAGCCAUCAGGUACGACCAGCUUCGCUCGUCUGGAAUGGUCAGACGGGAAACAUGCUGUCAGCAGUCCUAUUGCUUUUAGCUGGACAUAGUCAAAAGGGAAUGGAAGUGGUAUGAUGACUCUACACAGAUGAUAUCCAACAUAAUCAACCCUAAGUCGUAGUAUGUUAAUUCUACUUGUCUUGUUUGUCCUGUGUGCCAGCAGCUGAGCAAUAAAGUCAGCUGGUAGAUUUAUUAUUGUACGAUUGAAACAAAAAAAUCUGAGAAAAAGAAAAAAAAAGAACAAUAAUUGUACAGGUACAUGUUUAAUAUUAGAAUUGAUCUCCAAGAUGUAUUUCAAAUAUAUCCAGAUAAGUAUUUCCUUUUGAACGCAGGAAUGAGGGAAAAUAGUUUUUCUUAUUUUCUCAUAAA
Messenger RNA from Morus notabilis, 2840 nucleotides. Its product is annotated as subtilisin-like protease SBT1.7. The record is from RefSeq and is a predicted model, not a curated record. Gene Ontology annotation, molecular function: serine-type endopeptidase activity. Gene Ontology annotation, biological process: proteolysis. The coding region runs from base 215 to 2521 and encodes 768 amino acids. Lineage: Eukaryota; Viridiplantae; Streptophyta; Magnoliopsida; Rosales; Moraceae. The transcript has a single exon.